Parnassius apollo (apollo) is the source of this 327-nucleotide messenger RNA. Lineage: Eukaryota; Metazoa; Arthropoda; Insecta; Lepidoptera; Papilionidae. The record is from the annotation of a GenBank genome assembly.
AUGCGUAAACGGAAACAACCUGAACCCGACGAGAUGAACUCAAUUAUGGAUACGUUAGAGUUGAAAAUAGCUGACAAAAUGGAAGCUUUUAAAGUUAGCAUUGAGGCGGUAGUCACAGACUCUGUUAAAAAUGCCGUAAAUCUGGUACUUGAGAGAGAAAUUUGCAAAUUAACAACAUCCAUUAAUGAUACCCUGAACCAAUUUAAUCUUCGGUUAAACGAUAUGCAUGAUUCGGUAAACUAUAUGAGUAAUAGGCAAGAUGCUUUUGACGCUCGUUUAAAAACGAUGGAAGAGGAUUUUCUGCGGCGUAAAGAAGUCCCCACUUAG